CGAACGGCUUCUUCCAAAGACUGGCAUCAACCAAACGGCAGCCGCGAGCUCCGGUUUCGACACUGCGGUAAAGCAAUGCGAGAGCGGGAUUUGUGUGCGGUGGGUUGCGAAGGCGACGCCUGUUGUGCGAGAUUUGAAAAAGUCGACGCGAGGUCUUACGACGGACACGGCCAGGACAUCCUGUCUUGUCGAAUCAAGCAUGAGUGGCAAUGAAAAGGUCCUCGUCGUUCUACAAGACCGACCUGGCAGCGGAUGUCAUUGCCAGAGCAGGCGAAGCGCGCCCGAUCCUUCCUGCUACAACCCGACAUGUCCGACAAUUCAACGAUUGCGCAUACACGACUGGACCGUCAAGUUGUCGUCUACUAAACUUGCGCUGCAGUCGAUCGCGGGGUGGGCAACCAAGUUGGGCAGUCGACUCGCUCACGUCGAAGGACUUGGCUGGCUACCGUACCUACCAAUGCGGUUGGCCCUUACACCGGCCCUUCGAGAUGCCAGGGAACGGGGGAGGGCUUCCCGUGUCUGGUUUGCUGAAACACUAGCGGGACUGUGCCCUCCAAUGCAAUGCGGGCGCUCCAGUUUCGCGGCCAGCCACAAGCCCACGAUGUUCGUGAUGGAAUAUCCCCGAUAGCUUCGAUCUCGAGGCUAAUCACGGUGCAUUCGCCCAUCAACCAUCAUACAAACCUCAAGGCAAACUCGACGAGCGUAACACGUGGAGUGGCAUGUGUAGUUUUUGUCCAACUCUAGUCUGUCUGUCGCCAUGGCGGAUCUCGACGGACCACUCAUCCAUUUUUCGCGUGGACAAUAGAUUUUCCUCCGGUGGCGAGAGCAAUUUCGAGAUCCUUCAUGCAGCCGUCAGCCAAACGCAAGCGGCGACACAACGAAGACGGGUCCACACGUCCGAGCGCCAAACUUUUGUGUCGUAGGAAUCGACCGCCACCCCGUCGGCCGUCCACGUCGACGUCCAUGGUGGCCGCUGGAGACUCCCUCGCAGCCAUCUUGAAUGGCAAACUGCACCGGUUCCCAGAGUUCGUCGAGGCCGCGACAGUCUACCACACCCUCCACCAUUCCAAAUCCGCCGUCACCAACUUGCCCAAGGCAUUCGUUGUGCCGUCGCACCCACCGUAUCCUGUCCACUUGCACGGGUUGAAACUCAACACGGCGCAGGUGCGAACGCAUGUCAAGAAUGGCAACGUGCACCCAGAAACGAUCGCGGCCCUCCGCGCGAUCAACUUUGUCUUUGACGUCAACGAGCUCAAGUGGCAGCUCAAGAUCCAAGCGUUCGAGACGUACAAGGCAUUGCACGGCGACCUCAAGAUUCCGCAAGACUUUGUCGUGCCCCGGCACGACCACCGUUGGCCACUCGACACGUGGGGCAUGCGAUUAGGUCUAGCCGUUCGCAGCCUCCGCCAGAAAGCAGACAUGUGCCCAUCCCGUGCCGCGCAGCUCUCGGCGAUGGGGUUUGUCUGGAACAUCCUAGAGCAGGGAUGGGAAAUCAAGGUGCUCGCGCUGUCCACUUACAAGGAUAUAUACGGCGACCUCUUGGUGCCGUACAGCUUCAAAACGCCGUCCGAGACCGACUACCGGGCCAACUGCCCACACGAGGGGCUCCACCGGUGGCCCCAGGAGACAUGGAACAUCAAGCUCGGCCACGCCGUGCACAACCUUCGCCAGAACGUGGACGACAUGCCAGCGAAUCGCCGGGACAUCCUCAACUCGAUGGGGUUUGUCUGGGAUUGUCUCGAACUGAGCUGGGACUUGAAACUCACGGCACUGCAGCGGUACAAGGACCUGUUUGGUGAUGUCGUGGUUCCGUAUGGAUUCCGCGUUCCAAAGCAUGACUCCCAGUGGCCAAAAGACACGUGGGGCUUGAAACUGGGCCAUGCUGUCCAUAACAUGCACCAGCAAGGGCUGGACAUGCCGCAAGAUCGACGCGAGGCGCUCAAGUGUCUAGGAUUUGUCUGGGAGUAUGCCGUCGAUCCAGUCACGUGGGAAACUAACCUCCAAGCGCUUCACUUGUACAAGAAAUUCCAUGGUCACAUCGACGUCCCAUCGCAUUUCAAGGUGCCCAUGCCAUCUCACAUGUGGCCACAAGAAAUGUGGGAUUUCCAGUUGGGAGCUGUCGUCGGGGCCCUCCGCCACCAUAAACACGAAUUGCCGAUACACCAUCGACGCUCGUUAGAUUCCAUGGGGUUCCUGUGGCAAAGACCUGUGCAGCCGAUGCUACAAUGUCCGCGGACAUUUCGGGCUGCACGAGGGGCUGCACCGGUGCGUCGGCGUUGGGCCCUUCAAAGUCCAUGGCUGGACUCUCCGACGACUUGGACGACUUCCCCGCGAAAACAAAUCGCUGACGAGGAAGUCGACUCCCCUGCGACUUGGCUAGUCGUUUUGGAUGCCCUUCACACGUAUGCCUGGCUGUACGGCGACGUGGUCACCAUUCCAGCCAACUUCAUUGUACCCAAGGACGUGAACUUGUGGCCUCGGCACACCUGGCAGUUGCCGCUUGGACGAUGGUAUCAAGUCCUUCAACGGUACGACAUCCAACCCCCGCCGAAUGUGCAACAAGCACUUGCCAGGAUUGGCAUCGCAAGCGUUGACGCGUCAAGGCAACGAGGAGAGUCCAUGGAUGCGAUGCCCGAUGAACGGUAUUCGACAAGAGCGCCAGUGCUACCCCGUUUGCCAGAAAUGAAUUGGUAAUGGAGCGCGGUUGAAUGGACGCCUCGCCGAGACUUUGGUCGUAUUGUGCUCAUUUGUGGGGCGCAUCUGGUCGACGUCACAUACCAGAACAUGAAUGGUGCUUGCACGAAUGCACAGUGGUAGCCUGGAACACCCCCCUUCCAGACCCGGCGAACGCGCCGACGUCAGCCCCCUAACGAAGACAAUAGAAAACGAUCCAUCAUCA
Molecule: messenger RNA, 2899 nt
Organism: Aphanomyces invadans
Lineage: Eukaryota; Oomycota; Saprolegniomycetes; Saprolegniales; Verrucalvaceae
Exons: 1
Coding region: 844-2694 (616 amino acids)
Source: RefSeq, a predicted model, not a curated record